Electrophorus electricus (electric eel) is the source of this 1553-nucleotide messenger RNA. Lineage: Eukaryota; Metazoa; Chordata; Actinopteri; Gymnotiformes; Gymnotidae. The record is from RefSeq and is a predicted model, not a curated record.
CGAGGGUGAAAAGACUGAUGAUGAUGAUGGUGAUGAUGAUGGAAUAUUGGAGCACUGUGUUGUAGAGUAAAUGUCUUUCAACAAACAUUUUAGUAUGUUCCAGAGAGCUUGCGUCCUCUCAUUGGCCUGUUCCAAUAUUCUGCAAAACGCCGCAGAGCACCAUUGGUCUGUUCCAACGUGCUUCUCCAAUUUUUAUUGGCUCUCCCGUUGCCAUCCCAUUGCUGUCCCAGCACCCUGCCACACUUCUGACUUACAGCAUUUGAAUGUUUUCCAAACUGGCAUCUCCAUAUUCCAGGCCAGCACCUGUGAGGGUGAGUCAUGCUGUCCUGCAGCAGGUGUCACUGUGUUCUGCUGUUACAGCUGCUGACAGUCAUAGCUGGUUCUUUUCCUUCAGUAAAGCUGAAUCUUCAUGAUGAUGCUACUCUCCCCUGCACUCAGACAUGUUCUGGUUUGGUCACAUGGACUUUAUAUCAUAAACCACAUGACGUACUGGCUCAGUGUAACCAGACAUCCUGCCAGUCAGAGGAGGGAUUUCACAUGUCCCAUGAUCAGUACCUGAAGGGAGAUCUCUCCCUCACCAUCACUGAUGCUGAUUACACUAAGAGGUCCUUGUACACCUGCGCCUGUAAAGGUCAAGAGCUCUGUGAUGUGAGUCUACAGAUAGAGGCCUGUAAUUCUUCAGUUCAGAUUAAGCCUGGUGAACCUCUGGUGCUGGAUUUGCUCAUAUCAGAGUCAGUGGAGGUGAUUUAUAACAGCACAGGUGCAGCUGCUCCCUCUAGUGGACAGAUCUGUACAGUGGCUGGACACUCACUGAAGUGUAAACCUGAAUACACUCAGAGAGUGUUGCUUAUCUCUGCUGUGGAGCUGCAAGGAACCACACCAUCUGAUAGUGGAGUUUACAUCAUCAGAGACACUAAGCAUGAAGAGAUUAUACAGACAUACACAGUUACUGUGGAAGAAGUCCAGCCAUGUCCAGAUCAGAGCUCAACAGUGACGGUGUUGACGGUGCUCCUGGCUCUGACAGGGGCGGGGCUUGUGGCAGGAGGGCUGGUGAUUGUGCAGCUGAAGAAAAAAAAUUCAGCAGCUCCAGAAAGGAAGUACAGUGAAUGGAACAGUUACCAUCAUAAGAGAGGAGUUAAUACGAAUGGACUAAACCACUCAGAUGAAGAGCAGAGGGUAUCUCCCAUGAAAAAGUCUGAGAGAUGAUAAAUGAUUUUGCUCUCUUGUGUAUACACACACACACACACACACACACACAAACGUGCCCACCGAGCCUUGGCCGAAGAGUACCAAUGUGCCCCACAAGGACCAUAAAGAGGGCAGUUGGGUGGAGCCAACGGGAUCUCUGGGCUGGUGCAGGGCUGGUGCCAGAGUCCCUUCCCUUCUGUGGACUCGCCAGCAAGACUGGAGGGGUCUGCCCAAAGCCUCGGAGGUAAUUGGUCUUUGGGGCUCUCCAAGAGCAGUGAAGGAGAGGAGGACCAUUCGGGGGAGCAGUAUGUGUGGAACUGGGCGGACUUGCCCAAGUGCUGCAGGGCAAGGGGCAGGAUGCGCGG